Molecule: messenger RNA, 2946 nt
Organism: Ilyonectria robusta
Lineage: Eukaryota; Fungi; Ascomycota; Sordariomycetes; Hypocreales; Nectriaceae
Product: EXS family-domain-containing protein
Exons: 5
Coding region: 1-2946 (981 amino acids)
Biological process (GO): phosphate ion transport; cellular response to phosphate starvation
Cellular component (GO): Golgi apparatus; cytoplasm; plasma membrane
Molecular function (GO): inositol hexakisphosphate binding
Source: RefSeq, a predicted model, not a curated record
AUGAAGUUCGCGAAGGAUCUCGAGCGAGAAGCUGUGCCUGAAUGGCGCAUCAAGUAUCUCAACUACAAGGCCGGCAAGAAGUACGUUAAGGCCGUGUCUCGAGCCAUCGCCCGCGCCAACGCCUCCCCCAACAUCGCUGGGCAGCUUCGGGCCGCGACCUUUCUCCCACCCGUCACGCCGCGACAGACGUUCCGCAAGUCGAGGGAUUCCGGCCGCAACACCGCUGACGGGAGCGAGGGCAAUGGGUCGUCGACAAUCCCCACCACGGCGUCCUCGGCGGCCACAGUGAAGCCCGUUCCGUCCCCUUCGCCGCGGCGCAACGAGAGCGACGCCUUGACGGGGUCUGGCGAUAAUCGACAUUACGGGAGCUUUGUCCGGACUCCCGAGGAGGGAGUGUCGAUAUCGACCACUAGCAGUCACAAUGACUUCCAGCUGCCAGCUCCGGCGAUCAAGGUCCAGUCCAAUUCCGCCGAUGCCCCAGACCACGACGGAACCAUACGACGAGACUUCCAGCCAUUCAAACAUCAAAGAAGCUCGACCUUGAACGUUGCUCCGCCGGGUUUGUCCCCCGCAUCGCCUGCAAUGGCAUCGAUUUCGAGACGCCCGACCGACCUCGGGUCUCCUAGCCAUCUUCGCCGGCUAUUCACACACACAUCGACGGGCCGAAGCGAUCGAAGGGUCGACAUCAACAUGCAAAACCUCGACUUGGUGCGAGAAAGGGAGCAAGAUUUCUUCGAAUUCCUAGAUACCGAGCUCGAAAAGGUCGAGGCCUUCUAUAAGAUGAAGGAGGAGCAGGCCGGACAACGACUGGAUAUCCUGAGGGUGCAACUACACGAGAUGCGAAACCGCCGAAUUCAAGAGAUGGCCCAGGCUCGCUUUCAAGACGAGCGCGCCUUUCAAAACCACAACGGCACCGGCGAGAACGGAAACGACAAAAUCAAUGGAUGGGUCAACCCUAUCAAGUCCAAGAUCUUUCCCCUCGGGGCUAACUCCAAAGCUCUCCAGCGGAUGGGCCCAAGCCCAAAUACAAACGGUGGGACAAAUGGCGGCCCCCAAGGUGACGCCGCGAGGGACUACAUCCGACGACCUGAGGAUGACGAAGUCUCCUACCGCACUGCCAAGCGCAAGCUAAAGCUGGCCUUGCAGGAGUUCUACCGCGGACUGGAGUUGCUCAAGUCGUACGCCAUGCUCAACCGGACCGCAUUCCGAAAAUUGAACAAAAAGUACGACAAGGCCAUCAAUGCUCGACCACCCUACCGCUACAUGAACGAAAAGGUCAACAGGGCAUGGUUCGUCAACAGCGACGUGCUUGAGGGCCACAUCCAGGUCGUCGAAGACCUUUAUUCACGCUACUUUGAGCGUGGUAACCAUAAGCUAGCAGCCGGCAAGCUCCGUCAGCUCACCAAGAAGCCUGAGGACCAGUCCACCAGCAUGUUCCAAAACGGCCUUCUCAUCGGCACCGGCGCUGUCUUUGCCAUCCAAGGUCUCAUCUACGGAUCCCAGCUCCUCUUCGACGACGACCCCCGGGUCAGGGUUAGGACAAGCUAUCUGUUGCAGAUAUACGGUGGCUACUUUCUCAUGCUUUACCUCUUUGCUCUCUUUUGCAUCAACUGCGCUAUCUGGAACAAUAACAAGGUCAACUACCCCUUCAUCUUUGAGUUUGACCAACGCCACUCCCUAGAUUGGAGGGAGCUGGCUCGGUUUCCGAGUUUCUUCUUUCUGGUUCUUGGCCUCUUCAUGUGGGUCAACUUUAGCGGAUAUGGCGCUGAGGGGAUGUACAUCUACUACCCCGUGAUUCUCAUAUUUGUCACCACUAUUCUUAUUUUCUUCCCGGCCCCGAUACUGUGGCACCGAAGCCGGAAGUGGUUCGCCUAUUCUCAUUGGCGAUUGUUACUAGCUGGUCUCUAUCCCGUCGAGUUCCGGGAUUUCUUUCUUGGAGAUAUUUAUUGUUCUCUCACAUAUGCAACUGCGAAUAUGGAACUGUUUUUCUGCUUGUAUGCAAACAGCUGGGAGAAUCCGGUGCAAUGCAACUCCAGCCACUCUCGAUUGCUAGGUUUCUUCACGGCGAUGCCGGCCGUCUGGCGUCUACUUCAGUGUCUACGGCGAUAUAAGGACACCAGCAACAUCUUCCCGCAUCUUGUCAACGGCGGCAAGUACACAGCGACCAUUUUAGCCGCCGUCAUGCUCUCAUUCUAUCGGUUUAAUAAUACCCAUACUAAUCUUGGCCUAUUCAUCGCCAUCUCCAGUAUAAACAGCAUCUACUGCAGUAUCUGGGAUCUGUUUAUGGAUUUCUCUCUACUCCAGCCCCAGGCGCGGCACUGGUGUCUGCGCGAUAUCCUCGCAUUGAAGAGCCGUUGGCUUUACUACUUCAUCAUGGUCGUGGACCCAAUCCUUAGAUUCGCGUGGAUUUUCUAUGCCAUCUUCACCCACAACACGCAGCAUUCCACCAUCGUCUCCUUCAUGGUUGCCUUCAUGGAGGUCACCCGCCGCGGCAUGUGGACUCUCUUCCGCGUCGAGAAUGAACACUGCGCCAACGUUGCUCAGUACAAGGCCUCUCGCGACGUGCCCUUGCCCUACCGCAUCGAGCCGCUCACCGACCGCGCCAGUUUGGACACCGUACCCGCUUCACGCCAAGGCACGGCCACCUCCUCUGGCUUGGGCCGGCAAUCCACGGCUGCGUCCACGGGCGUGGCUGGUUCCAUCGCUGAGGACGGCACCAUGCGACGCAGGCCGUACGGGCUGGCUCCCAAGCGCAACUUCUCACGCAUCCUCGCCGAGGCCCAUAAACAGGACUUUGAGAAGCGUCGCCGCCCCGCCGAGCAGGCGGAAGAGGAAGAGGCGGCCCAGGGUGGACAAAGCGAUGACGAUGACGACGAUGACGAUGCUGAUGAGUCUGAGAGCUUGUUGGCAAGAGAAGCAGAUGACCUGGUGCGGGACGCUAGGUAA